Molecule: messenger RNA, 598 nt
Organism: Glycine soja
Lineage: Eukaryota; Viridiplantae; Streptophyta; Magnoliopsida; Fabales; Fabaceae
Product: stress-response A/B barrel domain-containing protein HS1-like
Exons: 2
Coding region: 42-371 (109 amino acids)
Biological process (GO): pollen tube adhesion
Source: RefSeq, a predicted model, not a curated record
UACACGAUGAGAAGAGACAUAAGGUGGUUGUGGAAGAAGAGAUGGAGGAAGCAAAGGGAGUAGUGAAGCACGUGCUCCUAGCUAAGUUCAAGGACGACGUCACUCCAGAGCGGAUUGAAGAGCUCAUCAAGGACUAUGCCAAUCUGGUCAAUCUCAUCCCACCCAUGAAGUCAUUCCAUUGGGGCAAGGAUGUAAGUGCUGAAAACCUGCAUCAAGGCUUCACUCAUGUCUUUGAAUCAACCUUUGAGAGUCCAGAAGGCGUUGCAGAGUAUGUAGCUCAUCCUGCCCAUGUUGAAUAUGCAAAUUUGUUCCUUUCCUGCUUGGAGAAAGUCAUUGUGAUUGACUAUAAGCCUACCGUUGUUAAGCUUUGAUUGGAGAAGUAAAGCCUCGUUCACUGCUAGUGUUCUUAUAAAAAUAAACUUUGUUUUCUGUCUAAGCAAUUUCUGUAUACACUACGAUGCUCCUCCCCCGUCAUAUAUUGAGGGUUAUUCUCUCUUGUCUUGAUUUUGACAAUUCUAAAAACCUUAUUGAUAUAGGACUAUGUACUAUUGAAUCACUCCAAUGUUUAAAAAUCAAGAGUCAGUUACUUAUAGUUUUA